GCGCUGCCUUCACGCAUAUCAAGCAGGAAAAUGGCUGGAAGUGCUAAGAGUAUUUACGACUUCGCUACGAAGCAGCUAAUCACGGAGGAGCCGCUGCAACUGUCCCAGUUCAAGGGCAAAGUGGUGCUUCUGGAGAAUGUUGCUUCUCUCUGAGGCACGACUGUGCGGGAUUACACCCAGAUGAACGAGCUCCAGAGCCGCUACGGCGACCAGGGCUUGGUGGUCUUGGGCUUCCCCUGCAAUCAGUUUGGCCACCAGGAGAAUGGCAACAAGGAGGAGAUCUUGAACUCGCUCAAGUACGUUCGUCCAGGGGGUGGCUUUGUGCCCACCUUCAGCCUGACUGAGAAGGUGGAGGUCAAUGGCAAGGGUGCACACCCGCUGUUCAUCUACUUGAAGGAGAUGCUGCCCUUCCCAAGCGAUGACCCUCAGUCCCUGAUGACCGACCCCAAGUUCAUUGUGUGGAGUCCCGUGUGCCGGAAUGACAUCUCGUGGAACUUUGAAAAGUUUCUCAUCGGCCCCGAUGGCGUCCCAUUUAAGCGGUACAGUCGGAAGUUCCUUACCAUCGACAUUGAGGAAGACAUAAAGAAACUGCUGAAGCUGGUAAAAUAGGUGGGCAGCGGUGGGUGUAGUUGUCGUUUUUGUGGUCCAUUUUAUAAAGGUCAGCUGUGCCCUCUGGUGCAGAGUGCCACAGUCUUUAGUCCUAUUACUAUGUGAAGGUGCCCUUCGAAACUUCUGAGAAUGGCGCCUGAUGUCUGUAAAGGUCUAAGCCACCGUGGAGCUUUGGUCCUGUAAGGCACGCUUGUCUCUCUGUCUCUUCAUGGACCAAUAAAAUGUUGUGCUGAGUG
Messenger RNA from Erpetoichthys calabaricus (reedfish), 845 nucleotides. Its product is annotated as glutathione peroxidase 1-like. Lineage: Eukaryota; Metazoa; Chordata; Cladistia; Polypteriformes; Polypteridae. The record is from RefSeq and is a predicted model, not a curated record. Gene Ontology annotation, cellular component: cytosol; mitochondrion. The transcript is spliced from 2 exons. Gene Ontology annotation, biological process: glutathione metabolic process; response to hydrogen peroxide; hydrogen peroxide catabolic process. Gene Ontology annotation, molecular function: glutathione peroxidase activity.